GGAAAAGCUUGCACAGGCAGAGGAGGAAACAUGUCAAGAGAGGUGAUGACACAGCCACAUAGACGUACUCACAUCCUCAGUGGCUUCUGGGAUUGCUCUUUACUAUCGUUUUAGCCGCUGUCAACCUUCCUGCAUCCCACGGAGGAGAGAGAGAGAGAGAGGGAGAGAAAGAGAGCCGUCACUCCCCCUCUUCACCUCUAUCUUCCCAUCUUUUUCACUUUGUUUGUGGAUGAUGGGAUUUUAAUCAUGUGGAAGACAUCUGAGCGGCUCUUCUUGAUAUUGCUGAAGCUGCACGCAAUCCCGCCUGGCUUCUUCUGAGCAGGAUGGACACUCUGGAGUCAGAGCUGACCUGCCCAAUCUGCCUGGAGCUCUUCGAAGACCCACUGCUGCUCCCUUGUGCUCACAGCCUGUGCUUUGGUUGUGCCCACCGUAUCCUCGUCUCCCAUUGCGCCACUAACGAGUCCGUCCAGAAUAUUGGCGCUUUUCAGUGCCCCACUUGUAGGUAUGUAAUUUCCCUGAGUCCAGAGCGUGGAUUAGAGGGACUCAAAAGAAACGUGACUUUGCAGAACAUCAUCGACAGAGUUCAGAGGGCUUCUUCCUCAGCUGGGCUUCCUCUACCGCUGCCAUUGGCCGGCCCCCACAGUGGGCCUAACUCUCCCAGCGAGGAAGGGAGCAAUCGGCUGGCUUUGGUUCCUGUCAGUGCCGCCAUGUCCAGCCCGGAAACUCCCCCGGAACCAGUCCAAUGCCAAUUCUGUGAGCAGGACCCACCUCAGGAUGCCGUUAAGACAUGCGUGACAUGUGAAGUUUCGUACUGCGAAGAAUGCCUCAGAGCAACUCACCCAAACAAGAAGCCAUUCACCGGUCACCGGCUUAUUGAGCCUAUGCCCGAUUCCCACCUCAGAGGACUCCAGUGCCUGGAGCAUGAGGAGGAAAAGGUGAACAUGUACUGUGUCAUAGAUGAUCAGCUGAUAUGCUCACUGUGCAAACUGGUGGGAAGGCACAGGGAUCACCAAGUGGCAGCUCUAAGUGACCGCUACGAAAAACUAAAGCAAGCCCUCGACUCAAACCUGAGCAACUUGAUCAAGAGGAACAACGAACUAGAGUCGCUUAUGGGGAAACUGAUCCAGACUUGUCAGCAUGUUGAGGUUAAUGCGUCACGCCAGGAGGGCAAGCUCUUGGAGGAGUGCGACGUCUUAAUUGACAUCAUUCAGCAGAGGAGGCAGAUCAUUGGCAGCAAGAUUAAAGAGGGGAAGGCACAAAGGCUACGGAAGCUGGCCCAACAGAUUUCCAACUGUAAGCAGUGCAUCGAGAGGUCCUCAGCGCUCAUCACACAAGCCGAUCAAACCCUGAAAGAAACGGACCACGCACGCUUCCUACAGACUGCCAAAAGCAUCAAUGAAAGGGUUUCCAUGGCAACAGCAUCAACCCAGGUGCUGAUUCCCGAGAUCCAUCUGACAGACACGUUUGACACGUUUGCCCUCGACUUUACUAGAGAGAAGAAGUUGCUGGAAAAUCUGGAUUACCUCACAGCUCCAAGUGCUCCGUGCAUAAGGGAAGAGCUGUGCACAGCUUCAUACGACACUAUCAGUGUCCACUGGACGUCUGAUGAUGAAUUCACGGUCGUGUCCUACGAGCUCCAAUAUGCCAUCUUCACCGGACAGUCCAACAUUGCCAGUCUAUGCAACUCAUUGGAAAGUUGGAUGAUUGUUCCCAACAUUAAACAGAACCAUUACACAGUGCAUGGUUUGCAGAGCGGAACUAAGUAUAUCUUUGUGGUGAAAGCCAUUAAUCAAGCAGGAAGCAGGAGCAGUGAACCCGGGACUCUGAAAACAAACAGCCAACCGUUCAAACUGGAUCCAAAAUCUGCUCAUAAGAAGCUCAAAGUUUCCCAUGAUAACCUCACAGUAGAACGCGAUGAAACCACAUCCAAGAAGGGCCAUAGCCAGGAUCGGUUCUCCAGCCAGAGCAGCUAUGGCGUGGUGGGAAAUGUCUACAUUGACAGUGGACGUCAUUACUGGGAGGCUCUGAUUGGAGGGAGCACAUGGUACGCUAUAGGUAUUGCAUACAAGUCAGCCCCCAAGCACGAGUGGAUCGGCAAGAAUUCUGCCUCUUGGGUGCUCUGCCGCUGUAACAACUCAUGGGUGGUUCGCCACAACAGCAAGGAGCUGGCCAUAGAACCCUCCCCCCACCUCCGACGGGUAGGGAUCCUGUUGGAUUACGACGCCGGAUACAUUUCUUUCUAUGAUGCCGUCGGCUCUCAGCACCUACAUACCUUUCAUGUGUCUUUUGUCCAGCCAGUGUGUCCUGUGUUUAAUGUAUGGAAUAAGUGUCUGACGAUACUCACAGGUCUACCUAUCCCUGACCAUCUAGAGGGACUAGAAUCAAGCAACUGAAGUCUGCAAAACAAAAACAAACACUCAAAAAGCCACUACCUUUAAGCUGCACUGGGCAACAUUUAUAAAAAAUAUUCUGUCUUGGUAGACCGCCCUUGUAACUCACCCUUUUCUGCUACAGUUAGCCACAUUAAAUUCUGCUCAUGCACUACUACACACCCAAAGGCAGGAAAAUACAAACUCUCUUUUCUGACUUAAACUAGAAAGCAUGCUUUAACAGAACAGGUAGAACACUCUAGGUUUGAUAUGGUUCUUAGCAUCUUUGUCUCACUGUUAUCCAGACCAUCACAGACUGUUUUCCGGUUGAUUAACAUUCUGGUUUGCCUCUUAAACUGGCCAGCAUAUACCGUUACCCAGUGCAGCAGCCAUACACUUGCAAUGGUAUUCAUGCUCCUUGACCUUUUUCUGUCACUUAACAACAUAUUCUCAUUAAAUUUAAUGCAAAAGACAAACUUCUUAAUGCACAAAUUUUUCUUGGGACAUUGUGCUGUAUGUAGAUCUAACCACCUUAAUAUCCAGUCUGACCAGCUUUCCGGUUGGUCAUAAGCUAUGUUUGCACACUGCAGGGGAGCAGUGCGCUGCCAUUGUGGGGCACCCAGUGAGCAGUGUGGGGUUAAGGGUCUUGCUCAAGAACCCAGAGUGGAGGCUGUGGGGAUCAAACCAGGUUCUUGCAACCUUCUCAGUGCACAAGCACACUGCUCUAUCCACUAGGCUAACACUCCCAACCAUGGUUGGGAAUAUGUGUUUCUAUA
Messenger RNA from Cyprinodon variegatus (sheepshead minnow), 3145 nucleotides. RefSeq names its product E3 ubiquitin-protein ligase Midline-1-like. Bases 324 to 2393 code for a protein of 689 amino acids. Lineage: Eukaryota; Metazoa; Chordata; Actinopteri; Cyprinodontiformes; Cyprinodontidae. The transcript has 10 exons. Gene Ontology annotation, molecular function: protein binding; zinc ion binding. The record is from RefSeq and is a predicted model, not a curated record.